Helicoverpa zea (corn earworm) is the source of this 2189-nucleotide messenger RNA. Its product is annotated as potassium/sodium hyperpolarization-activated cyclic nucleotide-gated channel 3-like. Bases 267 to 1958 code for a protein of 563 amino acids. NCBI's taxonomy places the organism in Eukaryota, Metazoa, Arthropoda, Insecta, Lepidoptera, Noctuidae. The transcript is spliced from 12 exons. The record is from RefSeq and is a predicted model, not a curated record.
UACUGAAUCACUGAAAUAAACACUGAACUCUUUUGUUUGGUUGUACAUAAAAGAGUAUUUAGCAAAGUCUUUCUGAAUAUGAUGACAGACGCAAACACACGGGCAAACAAAUGUCAUUGAUGACUCCCGAGCUUCCUUCAAUAAUUGCAAUCUUUGUUCCGAACGAAGUAUAAUUAUUGAAAUAAAUAGUGACUGGUAAAAAAGUAGGGUUCCCUUUAUAGUCACAGAUAAUUCGGUUGACCUAACGUAGUACAACAAUUAGAAAAAUGAAGAAAAGGAAACACAUUUGUGACUUGGACCUCGGUUCUGACAGCAUGCUGCCCAAAAAGACUACCGUCCCUGGUCGAGCGUGUCGCUACUUGCGCAAGCUAGGCCAGCUCACGAAGCUGCACCCGGAAACCUUCGAGCAUUUCCGCAGCUACUCGGCCGUGGUCGCCGAACGACAGCGACAACUGCUGGAAGACGGGGGGCACGUUAUACACCCUUUUAGUAUUAUCAGCUUAGCGUGGAUGACUUUCAUGAUAAUAGUGAACUUAGCACACAUGAGCCUGUCGACUCUCCGGCUGUUCUUCGUGCUGCAGCCGGUCAACCAGACCACGGUCCACCCGGUGGACAGGCCCAUACUCUGCCUCAACGUCAUCUGCCUGAUUGACAUGCUCAUAAAGAUCAACACGGGAUAUGUUCACAAGAAGCAGUCCCUCAUUGUUAUGAGCAGGAAGUCCAUUUUCUGCCGCUACCUCCGUCGCUGGUUCAUCAUUGACUUGGCGUCCAGUUUGCCCGUCGCCUACGUCGUACUUCACAUGAACUUAGACCGGCGCCUCGUGCUGGUCGCACACUUCAUGGCCGUACUCCGGGUCACCAAGAUCUACACCGUUACCGCAAACGUUAAGAUUUUUAUGAGAAUUUUCACGGAGUCGUACAUCGUGCACGGUCUGGUGCGGCUGACGCUACUGUUCGCGCUGACCACGCACUGGUGCAGCUGCCUGCUGUACAGUCCAGCUGUCGUGCAUUACUACUGGACAGGCACUAUGCACGGCACACCCACCUACCACAUGAAUAUUUAUAGAACAGAGAGUCAGGUUCAAGACAUGCAGACUCGCUACAAUAAAGCUCUUAUCGUAGCGCUUUCCUCUUUCUUUGGUACCGGUUUUACAAUGUUUCGUUCGACUGCGCCAGAUGAGAUCUUAGUUCAUUCCCUGAUUAUUGUGUAUGCAGCAAUGUUCAUGGUAUUCACCCUGGUUUUCCUGAUCAAAAGUUACUUGACGAUCUUUGGAUCUAUUAUGCGGUACCAGGGGCUUAUGAAUCAAGUAGAGGAAUACAUGAAGUACAGGCAGUUCCCGCUUUCUCUGAAGAAGCGAGUGCGUGCCUUCUAUCAGUACAGGUACCAAGAGCGGUAUUUUAAAGAGGAGGCUGAUCUUGACUGCCUGUCAGAGGAGCUUCGUGACGAGAUCAAACUGCACACGUGUCGUACACUGGUGCACAAAGUGAAGUUGUUCGAGGACGUGCCGGCCAGCGUGGUGGGCACGGUGCUCGGCUGCCUGCGCCCCGAGGUGUACCUGUCCAAUGACCUGGUGGUACGCGCCGGAGACAUCGGGGAUUGCAUGUACUUUAUAGCCACGGGGACUGUGGCUGUGUACUCCUUGAAAGGUGUCGAGGUGUGUCACCUGGAAGACGGCACUCACUUCGGCGAGGUGGCGCUGUUGAUGAAGGACAGCAAGCGUGUCGCCACUGUCGUUGCCGUCGAGAUCACCCAACUGUACCGGCUUGAUGCACACGACUUCAACCGCUUCGUGAUGUCCAACACCACAUUAUACAACCGCAUCGAAGCGCUGGCGUCGCUUCGCAUGCACGAGACCACGCUACUGGACGACGCGUUCCGCCGCGAGCGAGAGAGUCAGCAGGAACAGCACCAGUCUGAUAUGAUGCAUGAAGUCCCAGCCCCCAUGACUGAGCCUUGAUAAGGACAACAGACCCAAUCAUAUUUGAUUAUUGUUCUAAGAAGGCACCCACAAAACCUGUAUUCAUAAUGAGGAAGUUCUUUUUUAUGGAUUAGUGACUGAACAAAAUGUGAUAGAAGUUAUUGUGGGGCUUUGUCAGCAAUUUUGGUAACACUUAAGUUUAUAACUGGUAUUAUAAUUUAGCUUUUCAGCUUAGUUUUAGAAGCAAUAGUUUACUUCUUAGACUUGCUC